UUUGAUUUUCAAUUUGCUUUCGUGAAUUAUCUGUUGGUGUAUUGACUGUGGAUACAGUAUACGGUCGUUGGACGCGUAUUGUGUUAAAGUGUGAAAUAUACGAAAUCCACGUGUAUUCAAAAUACGCCCACAGUGAUAAAAAUGGGCAUGGGACGUGUCGUGGAAGCGGCCCAGUCCCUCAUGCUGGGUCUGGUCGCCCUCGUAACUGCUCCAGCCCAUGUCGUGCUCGUGGGCUUGGAUUCGUCGGGCAAAACCACAGCCUUGUUCAGGCUCAAGUAUGGACAGUAUGUGAACGCCGUGCCCACCGUGGGAUUCAACUGUGAAAAGGUGAAGUCCGGCGGCGCCCACUGGCUGGUGUGGGACGUGGGCGGCGCCGAGCGCGUGCGGCCGCUGUGGCGCUCGUACACGAGGGCCACGGACGCCCUGGUCUUCGUGGUGGACUCCAGCAGCAGCGCCGAGCGCGUGGAGGAGGCCCGUGUGGAGCUGCAGCGGCUGAGCAAGCAGCAGGUGGCCGAGUGCGUGGCCCACAACAGGCCCCGGCCGCCCCUGCUCGUGCUGGCCAACAAGCAGGACCUGCCCGGGGCCAGGGAACCCCAGCACCUGGCCAAGGCCCUGGGGUUGCCCGACCUGCCCGAGUGCCAGCCUUGGGCCGUGGCACCCGCCUGCGCCGUCACCGGGGAGGGCCUCGACGAAGCCAUGGCGGCGCUGCACACGCUCAUCCUGAAGGCCAGGAAGCACCAGAAGAGCAAGAAGUGAGGUCUCGAGGAUGUCUUCGGGUAGGAAGUCAUGAUUUCGAGUGGUCGCUCCUCACGGAGGACCUUCCGUACUGGGAGAGGUCAAGCGAGGUCGACUGAAACUCACCUGAUGUCACCUGGUCAGAGCAAGAGGAGCUAGCUAGGUCAGAGAAGGUCAGAAGAGGUCAAGCCACGAUCUGGGCUCUAGCGGUCAGCUCCGGAGAGUAAGCAGUCGCCGCUGUUGAGGCUGGUCGUCCUCGUCGGCGUUACCGGUGUUAGUCAGUGCUACGGUGGACGACCUCCGCCCACGCCCCAGGACAGCAGGCGCGGGCGGGCUCAGGGGCGUGAUCUGCGCUAACGAGCGGGUAAAGUGCGUGCCAUAAGGGGGUAGGCCUAUGUGAUUCCCGUGCUCCUUGCAGUCUUGUCGUCAACGCCUUCAGGACCAGCAGAGGCGCCGUUUUGUGAUAUCUCGCCUCCCUCCACCUUUCACAUGCCCGUCCUGUUCACACCCCUCCCAGCAUCAUGCUUAGUAACACGCAUGAAGUCGUUUUGCAUUACCUCAGAGCAUCGGAGUCAAAUCAUGCCAUGAACGUCAUUCAUUGCAACAUUCAUUUGAAACCAUCAAUCCAGUAAUUCGCUUCGGCAGGUUAUUUUAUCAAAGUCAUGAUUUAGAGUCACAUAUACGCGUUUUAAGAACCCCACCUCUCCCCGUUCCUCCCCUCCCCCCGGCUAACGGUCUAUAUUAUGUCUCCACAUUGAGUCCAGGUGGAGUGUUGACGUCUUAGUGAGUUCUGUUUAUUUUUUCUCUCUCACGUCGAAGUGCCAAAGAUUGUCAUAAGCCGAGUGUUUUGUUUGGACUUAAUUUCACGUCAGUCAUUGUACAAAUGUAUCAUAUCAUUGUGUCAAGCUUUAAACAUGAUCUAUGUAUAUAAUUGUAUGUAUUUUCUAUGUUCCUAUCAAGAUGUUUUACCAAUGUGAUUCCUGUAUAUACAUAUAUAUAUUAUUUGACUCAAAUAUAUUUUAUAAUUAAUUUA
This is a messenger RNA of Penaeus chinensis, 1768 nucleotides long. Its product is annotated as ADP-ribosylation factor-like protein 4C. Lineage: Eukaryota; Metazoa; Arthropoda; Malacostraca; Decapoda; Penaeidae. Gene Ontology annotation, biological process: intracellular protein transport; vesicle-mediated transport. The record is from RefSeq and is a predicted model, not a curated record. Gene Ontology annotation, cellular component: cytoplasm. Gene Ontology annotation, molecular function: GTPase activity; GTP binding. Bases 142 to 756 code for a protein of 204 amino acids. The transcript has a single exon.